AUGGCGGAGAAGCGGCGGGGCGGGGGCGGCGCGUGGAGGAGGUGGGUUGUGAUGGAUCGUUGGGGAGGAGAGAGAGUGAUGGAAGUGGACAAAUACGCGAUAAUGGAGCGCGUGGAGAUACACGCGCGUGAUAUGCGUGUACUCGACCCCUCGCUGUCGUAUCCCUCCGCCAUUCUUGCUCGCGGCACCGCCAUUGUUCUUAAUCUCCAACAUAUAAAGGCUAUAAUCACAGCUGAAGAAGUAAGCCUUUUCUCCACACUUAACUUCAUUCUUGAAGUUCCUCUGCAAGCCCAUGUAACUGUGUUGCUAGUUCAGGUGCUGCUUCGCGAUCCGACCGACGACGCCGUCGCGCCGGUGGUCGAGGUUCUUCGAGGGAGGCUAAAAGCGACGAUCGUAAAUCAUCGGGAAGAUAUCAAAGAUAGAGAUUCGGGCAUCGCAAACGAAGCUGAAGUCGCCGAAGAAGACGACUCUCCGUUCGAGUUCGUAGCCCUCGAGGUGGUUCUCGACGGCAUUUGUAGCUACCUUGUGGCGAGCAUGAUCGAACUCGAGGCUGAAGUGUACCCGGCUCUCGACAUUCUUACGACGAAGAUCAGCAGCCGGAAUUUGGAUCGGGUGCAUAGGUUGAAGAGUCGAAUGACAAGACUAACGGCUCAGGUACAAAAGGUGAGGGACGAGCUAGAACAACUAUUAAACGACGAUGACGACAUGUCGGACCUUUACCUGUCUAGAAAAUCGACUAGUACCUUGUCUAUAAGUGGCUCGGUUUCAUCUAGGCGAUUCAUUACCUCAUCUACUCAAGGAUCUAAGCUAUCGCGAGCUAGUCGAGUAAGUGUGGCCUCAGUUCACGGAGAAGAAAACGAGAUCGAAGAUCUCGAAACGCUACUCGAGGCUUAUUUCAUGCAAAUCGAUAGCACAUUCAACAAAUUAUCGACGCUACGGGAGUACAUAGACAACACCGAAGAUUACAUCAACAUUCAGCUCGAUAAUCACCGAAACCAGCUGAUUCAGUUAGAGCUGUUUCUCAACUCAGCGACUGUGUGCUUAUCGGUGUACUCGUUGGUGGCUGGAAUAUUCGGAAUGAACAUUCCGUUUACAUGGAACUAUAACCAUAGCCACAUGUUCAAAUGGGUGGUUAUCAUCACAAGCAUUUCUUGUGCAGCAAUGUUUGUAUUUAUAAUAUCCUAUGCUCGGCGCAAAGGGCUCAUCGGAUCUUGACUCGGAUAUCAACUAGGAAAAAAGGGCCUAUAGGAUCUUCGGUAAGAAAUCGACUAACAGUUCAACUCAAGCUAAAUGGUGGUUUAUUACUUUAUUUGUUCUUCGGGUAUUAGUAAUGUUAUUGAUUUCUUUUCUACCCUUACAACCUUUUGGUUUGGUUCAAAUGACUAUUUAGUUAAUGAAUUCCUUCUAUAUUAUACUGCUACUUUGUUCUAGAGACAUGUUCGACAUCGAAGAUUAUUUUCAAACAAUAAGUUCUUGUAAGUACUAAGCAACUUUCUGCACCCAAUUUUUCAGAAAAAAAGAAAAAAAUGAAUUGAAUAAAAGGGAACAAAGAAACAUGUCUAUAACUAACCAAAGAGAUAAGAUUUAGUAGCAAUUAGCAGGAGUAUAUUCUUCUCGAAAUUCAGAUCUCUCUAACUCUGCUCAUCUAGUGUUCGCAUCACUUUUCGAUUCAUCAAUUAUUUAUCUCAACAAAGAAAUAACAUUUAGUAGUAAUUCACAGGAUUCUAUUCUUCUCGAAAUUUAGAUCUCUCCAACUCUGCUAAUCUAGUGUUCACUUCAUUCUUGAAUUCAUUGAUUAUUAUCUCAACAAGAGCCAAUUUCUCAUAAGCUUCCGCUGAUUGCUUAGCUUCAAAUUCCUCAAUGUUUUCUGAGAAACUAUUCACCUAAACACGAUGAAGUUUCAGAGGAAUGUUGACUA
This is a messenger RNA of Andrographis paniculata, 1918 nucleotides long. Its product is annotated as magnesium transporter MRS2-I-like. Gene Ontology annotation, cellular component: membrane. Bases 1 to 1215 code for a protein of 404 amino acids. Gene Ontology annotation, biological process: transmembrane transport; magnesium ion transport. The record is from RefSeq and is a predicted model, not a curated record. The transcript is spliced from 10 exons. Gene Ontology annotation, molecular function: magnesium ion transmembrane transporter activity. Lineage: Eukaryota; Viridiplantae; Streptophyta; Magnoliopsida; Lamiales; Acanthaceae.